Molecule: messenger RNA, 1691 nt
Organism: Chenopodium quinoa (quinoa)
Lineage: Eukaryota; Viridiplantae; Streptophyta; Magnoliopsida; Caryophyllales; Amaranthaceae
Product: aspartic proteinase CDR1-like
Exons: 1
Coding region: 53-1435 (460 amino acids)
Biological process (GO): proteolysis
Cellular component (GO): extracellular region
Molecular function (GO): aspartic-type endopeptidase activity
Source: RefSeq, a predicted model, not a curated record
CCAUAACAUAUCUAUUAUUAGCCAUUGGCACAAUCUUUUCUUAGCAACCAACAUGCAUGCUUAUAACUUGCCUAAUAUUCUCCUAAUUCUUUUGCUAGCAUCAUCCGCAAUCUUAAAACCCCCUAAUUCAAUCUCAGUUGAGGCUCGAAAAUUAGCCACUUCUAAUGGUGUCUUCAAGGUUGAACUCAUCCAUCGCGAUUCACCACUUUCGCCUUACUACAACUCUUCCAUGACACCACAAGAGCGCCUAAAGAGAGCACCCCUAGGCUAUAUAUCACAUGGCCACAACAUUCAACUAUCCUCAACAAUUUAUAACCUAAAUGAUGAGAAAUCAUACGCCUUAGUUCCUAAUGGUGGAGGAUACCUCAUGAAAAUCGCCCUUGGUACCCCAAAAGUCGAAUUCUUAGCCGUUGCAGACACGGGUAGUGACCUUAUUUGGGUCCAAUGUCAACCUUGUAACAACUGUUUCCGACAACAAUCUCCACUCUUCAACCCAUCCAAAUCUUCGACCUAUCAUGAAAUCCCUUGCAAUUCUCCGGAUUGCACCCAUCCAGACCUUAAAAGUGGUUGUGCUUCGAAUAAUUAUAACAACAAUAACAAUAACAGUAACGAAUCACUAUCAUCAUCAUCAUCAUCGUGUUUAUAUCAGUGUAUUUACGGUGAUAAUACUCAAACUACCGGCGUCCUAGCCACUGAAACACUUAGCUUACCCUCUCCUGAUGCUACCUCACCGAGUCUUUCGUCCACAUCCCUUUUCGGGUGUGGGAUGGACCAACAAGGCUCUGUUGGCACCCAAGGAGAGGGGAUCGUUGGACUAGGGACAGGCCCGUCUUCCUUGAUCUCGCAACUUGGUUCAAAAAUCAACUACAAGUUCUCUUACUGCUUAGCUCCUUUAACUUCCGACGUCUCAAGCAAGCUUACCUUUGGAGCCGAUGUAACCGGGUCUGAAGUAGUGUCAACUCCCUUCAAAAUAGGAGAACGCCCCACAUAUUACCUCCUUAACCUCGACAGCAUUAGCGUCGAGGGUAGGGAUAACCCGGUCCAAAUUCCAGUACGUAUGGACGUGAUCAUCGACUCUGGCACCACUCUGACAAUGCUCCCAUCUAACAUCUACAUCGACUUAAGGGCUGCUUUGGUGAAUGCCAUUGGACUUAGCACCAUACCGAGCCCAAUCGAAGAUUACGACCUCUGUUACAAUACAGAGUCCUUAGGGCAGUUUAGCCCUCCAAACGUUGCAUUCCAAUUUCAAGGGGCCGAAGUCGUGUUAAAGACAAUCAAUACAUUUCGGCAAAUUGAGGACAAUGUAAGUUGCUUGGCAAUGUUAGCUACGGAUGGUACUCCAAUAUUCGGGAACAUUGCUCAAGUUAAUUUCGAGGUCGGGUAUGAUUUACAAGCUAAGCAAGUUUCUUUUGCUCCAGCAGAAUGUACUAAUUAACUAGCUUAAUUAAUCGUUAUUUCUAUUUUUACUUGUACUUCCUAAUGGUUAGGUUUGUUUGUAUGGGCACAAGUAUGUUUAUAUUGAUAUUUCUUCAUGUAAUGAACGUUUUGAAUUUCUGUAUCAAUAAGCUAUAAGCUUCAUGUAUGUCUGAAAGUACAUUUGCCUUAUAUUUUCUGUAUCAAUGUGAGUACGUUUUAGGAAAGUUAUUAUACCAUUUGGAAAUAAUAAAAAAACUUAGAUUGAAAUCAUGCAA